AUGAAAGCAGCCAAUGGCAAAAAUCUUACCCAUAGUAUUGACGACACAGUUCAUGGCAUAGAAACUGUUCCCUUGAAAAAGGAAAAGGAGAUGUGGAUCGGAGGCUCUGUAUUCAUAAAUGCCCCUCCGAAGGGGCUCGGGCGCGACGCGACUGCGUCGACCGACUGUCUGCCUCCCGCCUCUCCCCUAGCACUACCUCGGCUGGCACGCCAGCUCGCCGGCUCGCUCGUCGGCACGCCUGCACGCCGGCGGACUAUGAAAGCAGCCAUACAAGUAGACCCUGUACAGUUGAAAAUGAGAGAACAGCGCCUGCGAUGGUACGAACGCGCAAUGAAAAGAUCACCGAACCAUCCAAUAAAGGAGGCAAUGGAGUUCGAAGCACAAGGGAAGCGACCGCGAGGAGUCCCAAAGAAGAGAUGGCGGGACGUAAUCAAUAUGGACCUCGCCGAAGCUGAGGUAACGGCAGAAGAUGCUGUAAAUAGAACGAAAUGGAGGCCGCUACAAGAAUAG
This is a messenger RNA of Haemonchus placei, 510 nucleotides long. The record is from the annotation of a GenBank genome assembly. Lineage: Eukaryota; Metazoa; Nematoda; Chromadorea; Rhabditida; Trichostrongylidae.